Messenger RNA from Xyrauchen texanus (razorback sucker), 5389 nucleotides. RefSeq names its product formin 2b (gene fmn2b). Gene Ontology annotation, cellular component: cytoplasm; nucleus; endoplasmic reticulum membrane. Gene Ontology annotation, biological process: intracellular transport. Bases 7 to 4644 code for a protein of 1545 amino acids. The record is from RefSeq and is a predicted model, not a curated record. The transcript has 19 exons. Lineage: Eukaryota; Metazoa; Chordata; Actinopteri; Cypriniformes; Catostomidae.
GUGCAGAUGCUGGAGGUAACCGGCUUCAGGCAGAGACUGCUGUGUGCCUUGAGUCUGUGCAGACGACAGCAGUGCUGUCUCCCCCACACGCAGCACAUGCAGCACACGCAGCACACGCAGAGGGAGGGGCUGUAUGCAGACGGCACUACAUGGCUCCCUCGAGGCCGCUCCCCCUCCCAUCCCGGCACGCUCUGCAGACUCCAGGAUGAGCUGGAGAGUGAGAGCGAGCUCCUGUAUCUCUCUUUCCUCACCGCCUCCUCCAUCCCGUUGCUCUCAUUAUCGUCAUCUGACAGCGAGAGCACGUCAUCGACAGGGCGCACACGCAGAUGUAAACACGGGCUCGGGAGCGGCCAUGGCGUGAGAGAGCUGCUCAUCAUGGGAAAUCAAGACGGAAAGCUCAAGCGCUCCGCCGGGGGGGAUGCAGGAGGAGGCGCGGCCGAGGAGUGCGGAGCUCUCAGGGAGAAUAAUGGCACCAAGAAAGGAUUUCAAGGGAAGAAAUCUCACGGUAAACACGGUAAGGGUGGGGAGGGAGGGAAGAAGAAAAACAAAUCGGACUCCAAAUCCGUCUUUCCUCACAUACGGAAGCGUAAGGGCCUCGGGAAGGUGAAAGGAUUUCUGGGCGGCUCUAAAGAGGAUGCGUUAGACUCCCAGCUUGAGGAACUCGACAGCGUCCCAUCUCUGUGCAAUAAAACACCGGAUCUGUCCGGAGAUGAGCUGGGCCAGUCGGACUCCGAAUUCGAGAGGCCUCGACUGGUGGCCGACAGCAGACAGACCACGCUGGAUGCCACCGACGGCCCGGAGGAAGAGGAGAAGAAAGUGGUGAGCUCCGGAUCGGACACGGAUAUGUACAGCUUCCACUCGGCCGCAGAACAAGAGGAUCUGUUGGCUGACAUUCAGCAAGCCAUCCGUCUAAAGCAGAGUGUGGUUCUCUGUGGCGCCGAGCUGCCCUGGGAGAAAGACUAUAUACAAACCAGCUUAAGUGAUGCUAAAAGCACCCCCACCCCGGACUCGGAGCCCUUCACUGUGCUGGAAGCGCUCGCCAAACGAGAAAACGGGAAUGUUGGCAGCGUGCGUCUCUCCCCGCAGCCCGCAGAAGAGGAGAGGGCUGUGAAUGGAGAGUCAGACGCUGCCCUUUGUGCCUCCAUCGCCAUGGCAACAGUCACAAAAGAGCCAGAGGCAGCGAGCAUCUCCCCCCUUUCCACAAGCCCCGUUGCCAAGACGACCAGCACCACCAGCUUCCCGGACCUCACGGCCUCGUUCGAAAGCGCUGUGGAAGCCGUCGAAGAGGAAGAAAAUGGAAAUCCCUCGGACGGGUCGCCUAAAGACGGGCCAAGCACGGAUACGGUGUCGGCGGGUUCCCUGGAGUGUCUCAGCGCUGUGGAGAUGACCUCCGAACCACCUGACAAUGAGGACGAAACGCCCGCCGUCCAACGGCGGAAGAGUUGCGUUACUUUCUCGCAACAGGAAAGUCCGCUCGCCUCAAGGCUCUUAAAAUCGAACGGUGGCAACUCCGUGAAGCCCUACCCCUCCAUCAGCACGUCCUACAUCAGAACAACCACGCGGCAGCUCAGCUCGCCCUUGUGCUCGCCCGCACCCUCGCCGUCCCACAGCCCGCUGGCCACACGCCGAGGCCGGGACUCCCUGGCAACUAUUAUCAGGGCGGAGAGGAGAAGAGUGAAGCGGCAGCGGUCCUACACCAUCACGGGUCCCAUCAGUCGAUCGGCGGACUGGACGGAGGAACUGCGGUCCCUGCCUCCCAAAGCAACAGGCUCAGCUGAUUACCUGGAGUACGGUGGCUCAGAGGGCACACUCAGGACGGGCAGUCCGACACAAAGGGCGUCUGUGGUUCAGGCCCCUACCUGCGGCUUCCAGGACGUUUUCACAGGUCGGACUCUUCUGGAGAAGUUCUUCCAGCAGCAGGAUUCAGGAGAGCCGGAGGAAGUGGUGCAGCUGUGCUCCCGGAUUCUGGCGAUGGGUCUCCUGCUGCCGUUCAGUGACUGUUUCAGAGAGACGUACGACAGCAGCGGACACAUCCCACCCAAAUUUGAUCAAGAUCAGCUGUACACAUGGGCCGCCGUGAGUCAGCCGCCACAGUCACUGGAGCGUUUGGAAGGAUGUUUACCUGGACACCUGAAGAACCUGUGGCCCCCGACCAGACCGGGAGCUGAGGAGCGACCUGAACCCAAAUACACUGAGGCUGCGUUCGAGGAAGAGGAGGAGCAUCAAGCUGUCGUCUCAGACUUAAAGAAACAUCAGGAAGAGGAAAUCCGGCAAAUACAGGAGCAGUCGGUGUUGAAGACGGUGCAUUUGAAACAGGAGCACGUCUGUGUGAUCGAACAGUUGGAGCAAACCAUUGAAGACCUGCGCAGUAAAAUCGCUGAGCUGGAGAAACAGCACCCUCUGGUGGAGCGUGAGGUCAUUACACAGGAUCAGGAGUGCGGCGGAGAGGAAUUCCUCAUCCCGAACAUCUGCCAUGUGGAUCUGCAGACUGAAAAUGCUCUCCUGUUGCUGCUGGAGGCUAAAUCAGUGCAGACGUCACCGGUGGACGAGAGCUUUCGGUUUAAAGUGCCUUCAUUGGACCAGGGCCUCAAGGAGACGCCGCUGCCCAGACAGAGUGAGCCCUCGCUGGGGUCAGAAACCGAAUCUGCCCCUGAUCAGGCCGGGCCUGGGUCUCAAGCAUAUGUGUGCAAAUGCCAGGAGCAGCAGAGCGGUUUAUUGCCUCAAAUCCAUACAGCACCUCCUCCACCUCCUCUACCUCCAGGCUCUGCAUUUCCUCCACCACCACCUCCUCCUCUUCCAGGGAUGAGUGCUCUUCCUCCACCUCCUCCACUUCCAGGCUCUUCAUCUCCUCCACCACCACCUCCUCUACCUGGGAUGAGUGCACCUCCACCACCACCUCCUCUUCCUGGGAUGAGUGCACCUCCACCACCACCUCCUCUUCCUGGGAUGAGUGCACCUCCACCACCACCUCCUCUACCUGGGAUGAGUGCAUCUCCACCACCACCUCCUCUUCCUGGGAUGAGUGCACCUCCACCACCACCUCCUCUUCCUGGGAUGAGUGCACCUCCACCACCACCUCCUCUUCCUGUCUCUUCAUUCCCGCCGCCUCCGCCUCCUUUACCUGGUCUAUCUGUGCCUCCGCCACCUCCGCCUCCUUUACCUGGUCUAUCUGUGCCUCCCCCGCCUCCGCCGCCUCCUCCAGGACCUCCUGGUCCUCCAUCUCUCGGGGCCUGUGCUCCUCCUUUGCCAUUUGGAUCGGGGUCCCUUCCUCCUGCGCUGCCACUGGGGCUGUACGCGUUCGGAGCGGUGCAUGAGAAACCGGCCCGCAAGUGUGUCGUGGAACCGCCGAGACCCAUGAAGCCGCUCUACUGGACCCGAAUACAGCUGCACACCAAAAAGGACUCGAGUUCUGUUGUUUGGGACAAGAUCGAAGAGCCAUCCGUGGAUUUUGACGAAUUUGUUGACCUUUUCUCCAAAACAGCAGUUAAAGAAAAGAAGAAACCACUUUCAGAUACAAUCAGCAGAUCCAAGACCAAACAGGUGGUGAAGCUGCUAAACACGAAGCGUUCUCAGGCGGUGGGGAUUCUAAUGUCCAGUUUACAUCUCGACAUGAAAGACAUUCAACACGCGAUCCUGAAUCUGGACAACACCGUGGUAGAUCUGGAGACGCUGCAGGCGCUCUAUGAGAACAGAGCUCAAAAAGAUGAACUGGAGAAAAUCGAGAAACACGUCAAAUCCUCCAAAGACAAAGAGGGAACGAAACCUCUGGACAAACCUGAACAAUUUCUGCACCAGCUCUCACAGAUCCCGGAUUUCUCCAGUCGAGUCUUCUGUAUUCUCUUUCAGUCGACGUUCUCCGAAUGCAUUUCAUCUGUUCAGCGCAAACUUCACAUUCUACAGAGAGUCUGCAAGAAUCUUCAGAGUGGUUCCAGCGUCUUGAAGAUUCUCGGUUUAGUUUUGGCUUUUGGGAAUUUCAUGAAUGGAGGGAAUCGCAGCCGAGGUCAAGCAGACGGAUUCUCACUCGAUAUUCUGCCCAAACUGAAGGACGUGAAGAGCAGCGACAACAGUAAGAGUCUGCUGUCAUACAUCGUGUCGUAUUACCUGAGACACUUUGACGAGGACGCCGGCAGAGAAACGUGUGUGUUUCCUCUCCCAGAACCUCACGAUCUGUUCCAGGCGUCUCAGAUGAAGUUUGAGGACUUCACUAAAGACCUGCUGAAGCUCCGGAAAGAUCUGCGAGUGUGCACUGCAGAGGUGGGGAAGGUUUGCUCCGUCACGACAGAAGAACAUCUGCAGCCCUUUAAAGACGAGAUGGAGAAGUUUGUAAGUGAAGCGAAAACGGAGCUGGAAACUGAAGAGACGCAACUGAGCGAGACUCACAAAAUGUUCUUGGAGCUGUGUGUGUACUUCUCCGUGAAGGCCAAGAGUGGAGAAAAAGAGGUCUCGCCAAACACGUUCUUCUCCGUCUGGCACGAGUUCUCCACCGAUUUCAAAGACACUUGGAAGAAGGAGAACAAGGUUAUUUUGCAGGAGAGGUUGAAGGCAGCAGAGGAGUGUUUCAGACAGGUGAAGGAGAAAGCCACAUACAGCGUCAAACCCAAACACGCUUCAGGAAUCAAAGCAAAGUUGGGAAUGAAGAUUUGAGAUGUCUGUGUUUCCACUCUUUUGGGAUAUUUGAAUACUGUUCGGGAGUUUGACAUCUUUAAAUCACACACAAACACCGAGUAAACCACCAGAGCCGUUUCAGUGUUGUCAUCUGCCAUAUGGACACAGGAAGUGCCCCCUGAAUUUGAUGUCAUAUCCUGUGAGGUGGUGAAAUUAGGAGCGUGACAUUCCAGAAUUCCCAGUUGCUCUGGACCCACAGACACUGCAGGAGUUCACUGGAUGUGCUGGAGGACUUAAGCAAUAUCAAUAUCAUACAAAUGUGUCCGUUUUAUUUUUAAUAGGUGAGAAAAAAAAGACAAACCGAGACAGAGAGAGAACGGUGUUUUUCUAACGGGUGAGACGCUGAAACAUCCGCUCGCAGAAACAAGCGUUACGUGCAGCAGUCAGUCCUGAUGCUCUGAGCCGGUCUCACAUAAAGCACAUCAUCCAGUGAUGGACACUUCAGACCUACAGGACCUGAGAGAGACACUGCAGCCAGUAUGCGUCCUUUCUCUCUCCGUCUCUGUUUAUGAUCCUUUUGUUUUGCUGCAUCAAAACACUCAAAAUAUAUUUAAAAUGAUGUUUUUUAAAUGAGUGGUAUUAACAUGUUUGUGUAGCAUUGUUUGUUUUUAGCAUGUGUGUGUUGGCGGUGUGGAUCGAUGCAGGAGGGAUUAUUGCUCUUCACGUGCAAUAACUGUUUGUAUCGUUCAUCGUUUUGGGAACUCUGUAAUUUAUGUAAAAUAAA